This is a messenger RNA of Micropterus salmoides (largemouth bass), 914 nucleotides long. RefSeq lists its product as uncharacterized. Bases 31 to 678 code for a protein of 215 amino acids. The record is from RefSeq and is a predicted model, not a curated record. NCBI's taxonomy places the organism in Eukaryota, Metazoa, Chordata, Actinopteri, Centrarchiformes, Centrarchidae. The transcript has 7 exons.
GUCUGUUCAGUCACGUCAGUGUGUGUGAGGAUGAGGGCGAUUAUCUGCAGCUGCCUCUUAGCCUAUGUUCUGGGCUGUAAUGUUAUGGCAAGUAUCAACACAACACUCAGAACAACCUUAACACCAACAACUCCAACUACACCUACAAGAAAAACUGCAGCAACAACAUCAACACCAACAGAGCAUCGUCCAGCAGCAACAACAGCACUAUUUACACCAUCUCUAAACACAGGAAAGAAAAAAGAUCCGAACAAAAAAGACAGAAAGAAGAAGCAUAAAGACCAGAAACAACUUCUUUUUUGGGGGAUUGGAAUAGUUGUCUCCUUCCUCCUGCUCCUCCAACUCAUCAUCUUUUACUUUACUUGGAGACACAGGUUUAAAAACCGAGAAAGUGAAAGAAUGCAGCCUGUCUAUGAUGACAUACAGGAAGGAGUAGUGUUUCAGUCUGCAAGAGAUGGAUCAGAUCCGAAUGAUCCCACAUAUUGCACCAUCCCUGAUUUUCCACCAGGGGGAAGGAGGACUGAGACAUUGCUUCCUAAUGAGUCCCCAUAUUCCUUGAUCGGCAGCACUUUCCUCAGAGGAAAUAAUGAAGGUUCGACGCAGCUCAGUGAGAACACGUAUUUCUUACUGGAGAAACCGAAAGAACCUGAAAACAACAACGACCAAUCUAUCGUUUGAUCUGUACUUCUACUUCUGCCUUUGUUGUUAAUCAGUGCAAUUAAUUGGUGAGGACAAAAACAAGAGCAGUAUAGAAAUCUAAUCAAUUUAAUACACUCUGACAUCAAUCAGCCAUUGAGUGCAAAGACGGAAAAUGACAAAUGUUUUCAUCAGCCUCCAUUAUAAUCAUAAAAGAUAAAGAUAGAUAAAUAAAUUUGGAAAUGAAUAAAAUGUGAAUACAAAUAAAUGUGAAAAUA